Molecule: messenger RNA, 3689 nt
Organism: Vombatus ursinus (common wombat)
Lineage: Eukaryota; Metazoa; Chordata; Mammalia; Diprotodontia; Vombatidae
Gene: TIGD3
Product: tigger transposable element derived 3
Exons: 2
Coding region: 78-1505 (475 amino acids)
Cellular component (GO): nucleus
Molecular function (GO): DNA binding
Source: RefSeq, a predicted model, not a curated record
AAGGUCCCCUCAGCCCGACGCCGCAGGGACCGGGCCCAGGGGGCGGGAGCGCACCCGGGAGGUACCCCCGAGAAGCCAUGGAACUGGGCGGCAAGAAGAAGCUUCACGCCCUGUCCCUGGCAGAGAAGAUCCAGGUGCUCGAGCUCCUGGAUGAGUCCAAGAUGUCCCAGUCGGAGGUGGCCCGACGUUUCCAAGUCUCUCAGCCUCAGAUCUCCCGGAUUUGCAAGAAUAAGGAGAAACUGCUGGCGGACUGGUGCAGCGGCACAGCCAACCGGGAGCGCAAACGCAAGCGAGAGUCCAAGUACAGCGGCAUCGACGAGGCCCUCCUGUGCUGGUACCAUAUCGCGCGGGCCAAGGCCUGGGACAUCACGGGCCCCAUGCUGCUGCACAAAGCCAAGGAGCUGGCUGACCUCAUGGGCCAGCACUUUGUGCCCAGCAUCGGCUGGCUGGUGCGCUGGAAGCGCCGCAACAACGUGGGUCUGGGGGCCCGCCACGGCCUCCCUCCUCCUCCUCUUCCUCCUCGGACUUCCCCAGAGCCUCCUCCCCUGGGCUCUGACCCCCAUACUCCCAUUACCCUGAAAGACUUUUCCCCAGAUGAUAUAUUUGGCUGCACCGAGGUGCCCUUGUUGUAUCGGGCAGUCCCAGGUAGGGUGGUGUCGAGUGAUCAGUUACAGGUGUUACUGUGUGCCAACAGUGGAGGGACAGAGAAGCGUCGGCUGAUGGUCGUGGGAGGCCGUCAGCCUUCUCCGCGGUGCUUCUUUGGGGUCAGCAGUGAGGCCCUGCCUGUCCUCUACCGCCCAGGCCCAGGGAUCCCAUGGGCAGACUGGCUGGCCCAGUUGGACCAGGACAUGGGGCAGCAAGGCCGACACGUGGCCUUGUUGCUGACUGCCCACCCGGCCAGGCAGGGUGCAGACCUGCCUGAGCUUCAGCACGUGAGGCUGUUGCCUCUGCCUGCUGAUGGUACCAUGCCCUGCUUACCCACUCCGGUGGUGCGGGACUUCAAGACCCGUUACCGGCACCGCCUCCUGAGUAAGCUGGCCGCUCUCCGAGGGGAGACAGAGGGCACGUCUCUGGCCGAUGCUGGGGCAGGCAUCACGGUGCUCGAUGCCUUGCAUAUGAUGGCAGCCGCCUGGGACAGAGUGCCCGCCAGCUUCAUCAGGAGCAGCUUUGCCCUCGCUGGCCUAUGGCCCAGCAGAACUGCUCCGUCUACGAGAGAAGUGCCCAAGAUGCCCCCCCUGCCCGAUGGACUGAGACCUGAAGAAUUUUCCCGUUUUGUGGACCUGGAGGGUGAGGAGGCAGACAAGGGACGAUGCAAGGAAGAAGUGAUCAGUGAGGGCGAGGAGGAGAACAGGGACGACGGCUUCGUGCCUCUGCCGACCAAAGCAGAUGCCUUGCGGGCACUGGGCACCUUGCGGCGAUGGUUUGAGUGUAACGGAGCUUCCCCUGAACUUUUUGGGAAAUUUUAUGACUGUGAAGAGGAGGCAGAACGCAUGUGCUACCAGUGAGGGCCCCCCAGGCCCAUCAGAGUCCCCACCUUCUUGUUUCCCGUGGAAACGCUCACAGAGGGCACUUGGGGAUUUCUUUCCCAUGGAAAUAAGGCUUCUUCAUGUUGAGAGGAGAGAAGCUGGGACACCCAAGGCCAGGCUGUGAAGGCUUCUUCAUCCUUGAGCAGAAGUGGCGCAGAGAAUUCUGAAUAUAUUGCCUAGUAAUACUUUAACCCUCUUGGAAAUUCUAGGGUAUUAGACCAGAAACCACCAACAGGGAAACUAAGAGCUUGGGUAUGGGGAAUCUACUAGGCUUUACAGGCAGCAUGAGAACUCCAUGAAUUCUGUUUUUAAAACCAAUUCUGCUGGUGGCAAUCAAGGCUUAAAACGGGGAGCCUGGGUGGCAUUUGUACAAGACCAGAGGGAUUCGGGCAGUCGGCAGAGGGCGGGUCGCCGACACCUUCCCAGCUCCCAGGCUGAGCCUUUCAGCAUUGACUCCAGAUUGCUGCCUUUCCCCCCCCCCCCCCCCCCCCCCCCCGAAGAUCAUGGUGGGUGGAGCUGCAGCUCAGGCUUCCAAUCAGGACGAGUCAAAAGAAUAUUCUUUCAGAAGGAUUCCAGAGCACCUCAAGUGAAGGGGAAGCCACAUUAACCACUCGGUAGCACAUAUCCCCAGCAUGAAAAGAUUGAGUCCAAGAAAUAACUGUCAAGUAGCUAAGGAGAGGAGUGGUGUACCAGGGAGUCCUACAGAGAAAACAAGAGUGAAUGGUCCUUUGGCAUGUCAAGGCCAGGGCCCUAAUUUUCCUAAAGAAAGUUUUCAGCUCUUGCUUCUUCCUUGGCUUUUUGUAGACAUCUCCUUUCCCUAGGAGAAACAGGUCAGGGGGCUGACCGCCUGAUGAGGACAUCUGGCCAGUCCUGUUACUCUUUCAAAGCUCAGAACUUCUAGACUAGUGGAGAGGACACUGGUGACCAGGGAAGAGACAGACCUUCUAACUCAACCUGGGUCUCCAAAGUCACUGUGGGUCAAGGAAAAUAGCAGACUUCCUUUGCUACCCUAAAGGCCGAGGUGUGCAUUGGUACCUGUAUAGGAAGUACGUUCGCAUAAAAAUCACUGAGUCCGACUGAUAUUGGGAGAGCUCUGCCAGAUGACUUUGGGCACAUCACCCUCUGCACCUUGGAGCUCUGGCUGUAAGAUCGCCUCAAACCAAGAGCCCGAAGAGAAGUCACCAGCUGUAAAGGGCAGAGUUUCAAGGGAUUUUUGUGUUUUUCUUGCCAAUCCUGGGGUAGUAAAUGACUAAGGAGAGCAAGAUGGAGAGUGUGGGAGGAAAUCACGGCCUGGGGUUGCAGCUAUCCUCACUCCCUGGGUCCAGGGAGUGGUCUAUCACCCCAAAUGAUGCACUGGGCCCUAGAAAGGCUCCUAGCUUCAGGGACAAGCCAGCCUGGGAAAAGCCUGCCCUUGGCACUUACUCGACACCAGCAUCUCCUUGACCCUUAAUACUGGGUUUGGCUAUGGGUAUGGUGGUCUCAGCGCAUUCAUUUUUUUAAAGCAAUAAGCAACCUUAUGAUUAUUCAUUUACAACUUUAUACAGAUUUGUUAUUCAGCUAGAAUGGGGGAGGAAGGAAGCAUUCAAUAGUUUGAGGACAGUCCCUUGUUCCAGGGUACUUUGGGAUUCAAGACUACACAGGUAUGGUUUUCCUCCUCAUCCCUCCUUUUUUCGCCCCAAGAUUUUGAGCCACUGUAAGAAAAUACUCCAAAACCCCUUGAAAUUUCCAUUUCAGACUUUAGGUUAGGCAGUGCCCUGCUGUCACUGACCCGCUUUGUUACAGGGCUCAGGAGGAAGAACCCAAAGGAAAACCAUAGCCGGGAGUGUCUUCUGAACUAAUAAUGAGAUCAGACGAGUAAGAGCUGCAAGGGAGCAUGGGGUCCACUGUUCCCUUUACGGAUGAUGCUGGGAAGCUCAGCAAUGACUUGCCCAAGGUUACAUAGCGAGGAAGUAGCAGAUCUAGCAAUCAGCCAAGCCAGGAUCUGAACCCUAGUCUUCUGACCCUGUAGCUAGUGCUCUCUAGGUAGAAUCAGAGUAAUCUUUCCCCUAGAAUUACCGAGCUGGAAGGUCAUCUUCUCUGGCCCCUGCCUCUAGGAAGGUCAGGGAUGAACUGAUUUCUAUUUUUAAAAGGUCUUCAAGAAUAAAGAUUCUAUUUCCUCCCUCA